This is a messenger RNA of Camellia sinensis, 480 nucleotides long. NCBI's taxonomy places the organism in Eukaryota, Viridiplantae, Streptophyta, Magnoliopsida, Ericales, Theaceae. The record is from RefSeq and is a predicted model, not a curated record.
AUUUGGCUAUUGUCAACAUUUUUAGGAGGCUUUGUGAUAGCAUUCGUGAAGGGGUGGCUUCUUACACUGGUCCUGUUGGCCCCUCUUCCUCUGCUUGUAAUAGCAGGUGGAGCCAUGGCCCUUGUCAUAUCCAGAAUGGCAUCCAACGGACAAAAUGCUUAUGCUAAAGCAGCAACUAUAGUUGAACAGACUAUCGGCUCAAUUAGAACAGUUGCAUCAUUUACCGGGGAGAAGCAAGCUGUGGUUAAUUACAACAAAUCUCUUCUAGAUGCUUAUAAGUCGGGUAUUCAAGAAGGCUUGGCUACCGGAUUGGGUUUUGGAUCAGUUAUGUUUAUCACAUUCGGCACUUAUGCUUUGGCUGUAUGGUUUGGUGGAAAGAUGAUAGUAGAUAAGGGAUAUAGCGGAGGUUCAGUGAUUAAUGUAAUUAUAUCUGUCUUGGUUGGUUCCAUGUGAGUGCACGCCACUUUUAAACCUUACAUA